GAGCUCUUAAUUUUUCAGACUGCUUUGGAUGCCUCUGCAGCUGGAUUCCUUCUUCACAUCAGGACUGGUAAACUGAGGGAAUUAUGAAAGCUUCUGUUGGAGUGAGUGUGGUGUUCUGUCUGGCUCUACUGGGGCUUGGCUCUGCCAUUAAAUGUUACAACUGUAAGGACUACAUGGGCACAUGCACUAAAAUCCGAGACUGUUAUUAUGAUGAUGCCUGUGUGUCAGUCUAUGAGAGAGGUGGCGACACAUACAGGCAGUGUAUAAAAUACUCAGAUUGUGAUUUCAACACAGUUUCCCAGAAAUUUCCCAAACUUUCCAGCUUCAAGUUCUCCUGCUGUACCUCUGACCUGUGCAACGCAGCCUCAGUGACCGGCCACUCUGUGGUGGGAAUACUUCUCUCACUGGCACUCUUCUGGUGGUGUGUGCUCUAAUUUCUAGCUCACAAACAAAGUGCUUCUGUGUUGUUCCUUAUAAUGCUGGUAUUGAUAUGAUGCAUUGAGAAUGCAGACAUUCUCUCGCUUGAGUUAAGUGGUUAUAGUAGCAUUCACAGCUUAAAUCUCAACUGUAAAUUUAAACUGUGUGCGGGCGCUGCUAAGGCUUGUAAAAAAAAUAUUAUUUUUUUUGCACUUAACAAUGAAAAGGAAACGGUCUGAUAAUAGAUUGUGUUAAAUUAAUGCUUUCAUUGUGUACAGUAUGUUGAUUUUUUUUCAAGGAUAAUCCUUGGUGUUACACAGCACAUCAAAAAAGAAUGAAUUUGGUUUUGAGGUGCUUAGUUGUUAAAUGGAUAAAGUGUCAUACCACUGUACUAUUAAAAAUGCUCUUUAUAUACGCUAUUCCUCUGCUUUUUUCUGAAAGUCUUUUUAAAACUUACAAUCUUUUGAACAACAUUGUGUGCAAAACAGUAUGGACUUGUAGUGUACUGAUCAGCUUCUUGUUACCACUAUAACCAGAUAAAUCUACUGAACCAUUAUGAUCAAUAAAUGGAACAUGCCAUUUCACUGAGAA
This is a messenger RNA of Xyrauchen texanus (razorback sucker), 1008 nucleotides long. RefSeq names its product CD59 glycoprotein-like. The transcript has 4 exons. NCBI's taxonomy places the organism in Eukaryota, Metazoa, Chordata, Actinopteri, Cypriniformes, Catostomidae. Bases 84 to 434 code for a protein of 116 amino acids. The record is from RefSeq and is a predicted model, not a curated record.